Molecule: messenger RNA, 517 nt
Organism: Pseudogymnoascus destructans
Lineage: Eukaryota; Fungi; Ascomycota; Leotiomycetes; Thelebolales; Thelebolaceae
Exons: 2
Coding region: 11-517 (168 amino acids)
Source: RefSeq, a predicted model, not a curated record
GGUUAUUUACAUGAGGGGGCUGGGGACGUCAAUAUGGAUGGGGAUAAUGCCAUGGCUGGGAACGUUGCCAUGGAUGGGGACGUCACCAUGGAUGAAGCAGAAGACGACACUGAACACGCCGAACCCCAAAACGGCUACGAAGACUCCAAUGAAGCCGCCGCAACCGCACCGAUCUACCCCCUUACCGAACCACCUUCAAACGGUCCCGCCAAACGGCCCCUCCCCCGCAGCCCGCGGCUAUAGCGGGUCGAUACAACUCCCUCGGCCAGAAGCAGUGAGUAGGGAGAGAGAGAGGCGGUAUGGGAGCUCGGCGGGGGAGACGCGCCCGUGCGGGUGUUUUUGUACGGAUCCAUGGGCAGAGGAGGGGUGGAGGUGGGUGUAUUGUGGGAAGCAUCAGCGGAUUAGGCAGGAGGAGGAGGAUGAGGAGGUGGAGGGGGGGACGACGCUGCCGAGGGAUUGGGAUGGGGAUGGGAAGGAGCCGGAGCCGCCGAGGGGGAGGAGUAGGUUUAGAGAUUAG